AAAAAUCAAAAAUAGGAGAAAAUAGGAAAGAAAAUAUAUCGCUUUCACAAAAAGCACAAGGUUUUAGGGAUCGCGGCGCGGCAAUGGAUUUGGAGUCGGUGAGGGGGAAGAAGCGGUGGGCGUGGGGUGAUCCGUACGGGAUCGUGACCAAGGAGGAGCUCGACACCAACAAUGGCGGCGGCGGCGGCGGCGGCGGAGGCGCCGUGGAGAUCGGGAUUCGCCUCCCCGAUGUCGGCGGCGCGAUCAAGAACUUGUUUAGGAGUAGAGAAGUGGUGGAGUUUGUGAGCGGGGCAUUAGCGGGUGCAAUGACAAAAGCAGUUCUUGCGCCCCUGGAAACUAUUAGGACAAGAAUGGUAGUAGGCGUUGGGUCGAAACACAUAGCAGGUAGUUUUGUAGAGAUCAUCGAAGAGAACGGGUGGCAAGGGCUUUGGGCCGGAAACGGUGUCAACAUGCUCCGAAUAAUCCCAAGUCAGGCGAUUGAGCUCGGCACUUUUGAAUGUGUCAAGCGAGCCGUAGCAUCGGCCCAAGAGAGUUGGAAAGAGAACGGACGCCCACAUUUUCAGAUUGGUCAUUUCAAUUUAGAUUUAUCCUUUUCAUGGGUUUCUCCCGUGGCUGUUGGUGGAGCAGCUGCUGGUAUUGUGAGCACUCUCAUGUGUCAUCCUCUCGAGGUUCUCAAGGACAGAUUGACUGUAAAUAAAGAGGCGUACCCCAGCAUCGGCCUUGCUCUCAACAAGAUAUACAGGGAAGAUGGUUUUACUGGCUUUUAUACCGGCCUCUGUCCCACACUGAUCGGCAUGCUUCCGUACAGCACAUGUUACUAUUUCAUGUACGAGAAAAUCAAACAUACUUACUGCCAGGCCAAAAAGAAAUCGGCUUUGAAUCGAGCUGAGCUUGUGGUUAUCGGAGCUUUCUCAGGAUUAACUGCGAGCACCAUUAGCUUCCCAUUGGAAGUGGCGAGAAAGAGGAUGAUGGUCGGGGCCCUGCAAGGACAGCGGCCGGCCCACAUGGUCGCAGCGCUGUCGGAGGUCGUCAGUGAACAGGGCCUCCUGGGUCUAUACCGAGGGUGGGGUGCGAGUUCUCUCAAAGUCAUGCCGUCCUCGGGAAUCACUUGGAUGUUCUACGAGCUAUGGAAAGAUAUUCUACUAGUAGGAAAACCUCAUAUUUAGCACUUCUGAGGAGAGAAGUUAAUCAUAAAUUGCUAACUCGGUGUUUCCCGUCGUCGCGCCCUUGAUAUGGGGGAGAUUUCUAAUUUUUUUUUAUCCUGCCCAUACUAGAGGUUUAGGUGCGCGUAACUAGUGUUUAUUCGCCAUCUAUUCGCGCCCGCUUAUUAUUAAGAGGAUUGAGAAAGAGUGGGGUGUAACAGUUGGUUGUUUCAGCUUUUUCGAUUCGAAAUUUGCUUUCCAUGGAGGAGAAUUUCUCUUCUGCUGCUGCAGAUGGAUGUGGCAACAAGGUUUGCUUUGCUUUUUGAAAAGUUAAGGAUGGAUUUGGAAAUCUUGUGAAAUUUUAUGUAUUGAACUCAUAAUUUAGCGAAUUCGCCGACUUUUCUGAGAGAUAUUGAGAACUUCUAUCUACAUAUCUGUUAGUGUUUCUGUACAUUUUAUUAGAUAAUAGCUGCAGUAAUAAGCUUCUAUUUACAUGUA
This is a messenger RNA of Ananas comosus (pineapple), 1640 nucleotides long. RefSeq names its product probable mitochondrial adenine nucleotide transporter BTL1. The record is from RefSeq and is a predicted model, not a curated record. Gene Ontology annotation, biological process: transmembrane transport. NCBI's taxonomy places the organism in Eukaryota, Viridiplantae, Streptophyta, Magnoliopsida, Poales, Bromeliaceae. Bases 84 to 1166 code for a protein of 360 amino acids. The transcript is spliced from 6 exons.